AUGAAAAUUUUAAUAGUUAAUGGGUAUGGAAAAUGUAUCAAAGGAUUUAGAAGUUUAGAACAUUAUUAACAAAUAAUAAAAGAAGUACUAAUCUAAAUAUAAUAUAUAGGUAUUGACUGGAAAAAAAGAGAUGAUAGAUACAGAAUUGGAAUUCUUCUUUGCUGAUCGAGAUUCAAUAGAUGACUUUCUUUAUGAGAUUGACAGUUCUUUUGUUAGAGUUGAAUGUGGAAAGAUGUUUGAUUCAAUUGAUUUAAUCUUUUUUGAAGGAGAUGCAAAUCUUAGACCUUGGUCUCCUAAUGCUUACAAGUACUUGAUUUUGUUAAGGAUGUGUAUGCGAAGUAAUAAGAUUCUAUUUGCCUCAUCAUUUGCCAUGUAAGGCUUAGUCUUUUUGAUUGCAUCUAAUGUUGAAUGUGUACAAACUUACCCCUACUUUAGUAAUUCUCUGUGAUUAAUGGACUUAAUGGUGGAUAAUUGGGAGAUCUUUCUAAAAUGAAGAAACCUCUUAAUGAAAUAAGAAUGUCUGAUUUCUUUCUUGAUAAUGUAACUGGUGAUUUGUACAGUUUCAAUUAUGAUACUGAAGAAUGGAUAAGCAAGGGAAAUGCAGGUUUACAUAGUAGAAGAGCAGCUGAAGAAUUUAAAACAAUUGGCAAAUAUAUUGUAAAGGCUCCACAAUAUAAAGUAUCAAGAAUGAAAGAAAUUGAUUAACUUUAUUUUUCAAAAGAAACUGAGAUCGUUUGUUCUUUAAGAAAGAAUUCUAUGCAUAAUUAUUUAUUUAAUGGUUUGCCAUUUGAAUUUGUGGUUCCAUUUAAGAAUUCAUGGGAUGUUCAUCCAUUUAAUUUUGUAAAUCCAAAGAAGACAUUUCAAACUUUGGCUGAUUGUGAAAAAGGUUUAACUACUUAAUUUAUUAAUAGGACCACUAAUAAUUUAAGUUUCAGACAAUAUUAUAGCAACUUAAUUCUCUAUACGUUCUAAGUACAAGGAAACAGUUUAAAUAAUGCGUAAUUUUAUGGGAUAUUAAUUAAGUAUAUUAUAUUAAUAGUUUAUAAUAGCGAAAUUAUGUUCUGGAAGGGCAUAAACAAUUCCUAUUGAAAUUGCUUCAAUUAAAUAGAAUGAUAAUGCUAUGGAUAUUUAUUUGGAACAUUUAGGUCGUAGUAAAUAUCAUAAUUAAAAAACCAUUAAAUUUAAUGUUAUUACAGAAUUUCAUCAUGCAGGAUUUGCUGCUAAGAAAUCUAAUCAAUUAGAUGUUGUAGUAAAUAAUGCUAUUGGAAAAAGAAAAUUUAAAUAAACAAUUUAAAAAUUGAAUCCAAAAGAGUUAGACAGAUUAUUAGAAUAAGUAAAUAUAAAAAUUAUUAGUAAUUAGAAUUCUUCGAUUUCAUAUCAACCUUUUUUAGUUGAUAAAAAUCAUUAACCAAGUAUUUAUAGUAUAUAGCCAUAACAUAAUGUUGAAGAAUAAACAUUGAUAUUCAAUAAAACAGGUGCUGAGAUUAUUUAAUUUCUCCAUCCAUCUAUUGAUAAAAAUAUUUUUCCUAAUGCAAAACCUCUCUGGGUUCCUGGCUACUUGUCUCAAAGUCGAUUGCAAAAAAGUUAAUUAAAAUAAACCCAAAAUACAACUGGGGAAGAGGUUUAAUCGACUCCUUUCUUAACAGAGUAAAAGUAGAUUAUUACUCCCAAGAUACCUAGAACUGCUUCAUAACCUAAUUUUAGAGUGAUAUAAAAAGAUAAAUGGAUAACAAAUAAGAAUUUUAAAGUCUGA
Paramecium pentaurelia is the source of this 1753-nucleotide messenger RNA. NCBI's taxonomy places the organism in Eukaryota, Ciliophora, Oligohymenophorea, Peniculida, Parameciidae. The record is from the annotation of a GenBank genome assembly.